AACCCGGAAGUCGGCCCUUAGCGAUAGCAAAGAUUCUGUAUUCAGAGUUGUACUCAAAUAGCUAGCUAGUGUGUAAGUACAGAAGUGCGCGAUUUGAGACACACCGUACGUGUUUCGCGGGUGAUUUAGGUGUUUUCUUGUAACGUAGCUAAUGUAUUACACAUUUGGCUCUUAUCUUCUUCAUAGCAUUAGUAAAACAAACUGACACAGAUUAAGACAUUGUUUACUUCACACUGGUACAAUAGCUUCUCAAUUAGCUAGCUAGCUAGCUAACCUACCAGAUCAGAAGCAGGCUUCUUAUAUACUGUCUAUGGAAGCAGGUAACGUUAGCAAGCUAGGCUAACGUAAAAUAGCUUAACUUUGGGUUGUUUGUAGUGUGUUCUCCCCAGAGGAUAAAAGAUAUCCACCGUGAUGUCUCUUAGCGCUGUUCACGGAACACUGUCGAGCCUGCGGUCAUGUCAGACAGACAUCGGAACGGGAAUGGACAUAGUGUCAGAUGUGGCUAUGGACCUGGUGGAAACCCAGGGUCAGGAUGGAGAGGUGAACCCUGGCAUCAAAGAGAUGGAAGCCAUGAUCCUGGAGUGUGCCAAGCUGGACAGAGAGAUUAACUACUUUGUUGACAUUGUGCAACAAGUCACAGCAGAGAAUACCACGCAGCAGCCAGAGGCCAUGUUCAGCCUGUCUGCCAAAGUGAAGGAGAAGUUCACAGAGAAAAUAAACGGGCUCUCUGACGCUGAUCUGCAGAAUCACCAGAAAGUAGUGGCCUUCAAGGACAUCAUCAAGAACUCUCUCAACCAAGCCAACCAAGAGUCAGCAGAGAACACGGAGGAGCUCGAUGAAGACAUUGCAGUUACACAGAGCCAAGUCAACUUCACCUGCCCACUCACACAGGUGGAAAUGGUGAACCCGAUGAAGAAUAAGAAUUGUAACCACCACUAUGAUGAAGCAGCCAUACUGGGCCUGAUCAAAGCGAAACACAGCCAGAAAAAGAAAUGCCGCUGUCCUGUGGUGGGCUGUGGCAAUACAGAUGUGAAACAGUCAGAUCUGAUUCAGGACGCAAUGCUGAGAAGAAAGAUCCAGAGCCAAAAGAGAAACGGCAACCGGACAUAAUAUUUUAAAAAAAAAAGAAAAGAAAUUAAUGUUAAUGAUCAACGGGUUAUGUUGUUGGCAGUAUUUUGAGACUGUUGUUUUCAUCAGUACUCUGUUGUAACUAGCUGUUGGAAAAUGUACUUUUUACCUCAGUAAAACUGAAUUCCAAUUUAAGAAGUGAUGACUUGUUUGAAUUUCAGCUGGAGCAUUUUUUGCAUACUCCAGUCCUGUUGAAUGUAAAUAAAAGACGCAGACCUUUCAUAAAUGUA
Perca flavescens (yellow perch) is the source of this 1358-nucleotide messenger RNA. It is a transcript of the gene nsmce2, whose product is annotated as NSE2 SUMO ligase component of SMC5/6 complex. Gene Ontology annotation, cellular component: Smc5-Smc6 complex; nucleus. The transcript is spliced from 6 exons. Gene Ontology annotation, biological process: double-strand break repair via homologous recombination; protein sumoylation. The record is from RefSeq and is a predicted model, not a curated record. Bases 412 to 1110 code for a protein of 232 amino acids. Gene Ontology annotation, molecular function: zinc ion binding; SUMO ligase activity. NCBI's taxonomy places the organism in Eukaryota, Metazoa, Chordata, Actinopteri, Perciformes, Percidae.